UUUAGCGCUUACGAAAUGUUGGUCAGUUUCUCCAAGCUGGUACUUGGGCCCAAACUCCCCAGGUGCUGAUGGGAGGGCAGGGGCGCUUCCACUUCUAGGAAACUCAAGGAGGCAAAAGAAUUCAUGCCUCCCUCCGAAACAGGUUCCGGUUGUACACUAGGAGAUCCCCUAGUGGGAAGGUCGGAAACCGGAAGUGAUUCCCCCGCCCCUUUCUAACAUGCCCGUUUGCCCGUCCUCUUCCGCAUGGGGUUUCGUCGUCAGACAGCGUCCCAUCGGGCGCGGCCUGACCGAGGGAGGUUCGGCGAGGGCGACAGGCAGGAAAGAUGUUGAGCCGACUGCAGGAGCUCCGCAAGGAGGAGGAAACACUGCUGCGGGUGAAGGCGGCUCUGCACGACCAGCUCAAUCGACUCAAGGUUGAAGAGCUGGCCCUGCAAUCAAUUAUUAGCUCCAGAGAGGGCAAUGGAAUGACCCAUUCUUCACCUUUAACAGAGGAACCAGAAAAUAUCUUGGUGCAGGUAGACAAUGAAUCUUCCAUCAAUCAAACUGAAUUACAGCUAAGCACAAGAAACCAUGCUCAAGAAGAGGAAGAGGAGGAGGAAGAAGAGGAAGAAUCAGAUUCCUAAAGGAGAAAGGGAAAAAUCAGGAUUAGUUAUUUAUCUAAGUUAACAGUAAGAUUCAGGAACUUCCUCUGUUCAAUCGCAGUACAAUCAUUCUAGCCUAUUCAUGAAGAACUCCCAGAAAAUGCACUAUUAAAAAGACCCCAUAGCUUGCUGAAGCUUUAGAAUGUUGAGUCCAAACAAAAACUGAUGAAAGAUAGGAUAUUCAAGAAUCUAUUUUACCAGGGAAAAAGAGGUCAAGUUCAUACAAGUUAAUCAAAUUAGAUACAUAUACAUACUAGAAAUAAAACUCCAUGUGAAUUCUGUUGAAAUGUUCACCUAUGUACAACCAAGAUAGUUUAACUGCAAGGCAGCCUUUCACAUUUUCUAAUGUGUAUUUACAGUUAAAAACAUGCCAUUAAACUCCCAUAUGCACAAAGCAAGGCUGUAUUCUAGGUUCUAGAAUCUACUAAUGGUUAAAAAGAAAGAGGAUUUAAUGGGAUUCAGCUUCUCACAUAAAAAGUGGAAGCUCUGUUUAAAUGCUACUUUGAGGAACAUCAUGACAUAAGAGCACACAGUAUGCUGCUUGGCAUGGUUGUGACUGUGUCUUACUCUAUCGCAUUGUGGUAAAAUGUGUUUAGAAUAAAUCUUAGAUAGAAAAUGCUGUCUAACGAAUACCAAAGGAGAAAAGCCAGCCCGAGUUCUUGUGAAAGUAGAGUACAUAUUAUAAUGAUAGAACUGAAUCAUUUAAAACAUUUUUGUAUUUAAGGAAAUGUGCCAUAUUUUUAAAGAUGUCUUGGGAAAUACUUGAGUGGAUUCGUUUUUACAAUAAAGAGAAAAUGGCUAAAGAAA
Monodelphis domestica (gray short-tailed opossum) is the source of this 1448-nucleotide messenger RNA. RefSeq names its product small nuclear RNA activating complex polypeptide 5 (gene SNAPC5). NCBI's taxonomy places the organism in Eukaryota, Metazoa, Chordata, Mammalia, Didelphimorphia, Didelphidae. The record is from RefSeq and is a predicted model, not a curated record. Gene Ontology annotation, cellular component: nucleus. Gene Ontology annotation, biological process: transcription initiation at RNA polymerase III promoter; transcription by RNA polymerase II.